AUUUGACUUAUUUUACAAGGAUCGCGAUGAUAAAAUAUUAGCCAGUGAAUUAAAAGUUAGUUUUCAUUUUAACUCUCCAAACAUUUACUCAAGAUUAGAUGAUCGAGAUGAGAUGGACUACAAAAAAAUCAAUUUUAAUUUUGUAAUAAGGCAUACAUCUUCACAUAGUAGGACUUUUUUAAAAAUUUUCUAAACAAUCGUCCAUAUCAAAUUAAAGAGUAUUCAUUUUGAGAUCAAAUAUUUUAGUCUAUUGGAUACUCGGUAUCGAUCUUGAUUGAUACUGUUUCUCUGUUGCAUUUUAGGAUAUGAUGUUGAAUUUGGGUGAAAAAUUAACAGAUGAGGAUAUAAAAGAUAUGAUUGACGAAGCAGAUACUGAAGGUAAUGGUUCUGUGAGUCGAAAAGACUUUCAACGAUUGAUGCAAGCACCCGCUCUAGCAAAUCAACAACUGACUAAAAAACAAAAAAUAAAAAAAAAGAAGACUAAACAAAAGAACCAAUACAACAUCGACUAA
Didymodactylos carnosus is the source of this 512-nucleotide messenger RNA. The record is from the annotation of a GenBank genome assembly. NCBI's taxonomy places the organism in Eukaryota, Metazoa, Rotifera, Eurotatoria, Philodinida, Philodinidae.